Geodia barretti is the source of this 1383-nucleotide messenger RNA. NCBI's taxonomy places the organism in Eukaryota, Metazoa, Porifera, Demospongiae, Tetractinellida, Geodiidae. The record is from the annotation of a GenBank genome assembly.
AUGACCACUACCGUUUCUGCCGCUGACACUUAUCCCCACUACGCCGCUGCCUACCAGUCUUUGACGGCCGGCGCACCGCAGUCCAUGUUAGAUCUGCGACACCGGGGAUGGAACGCCUUCGUUGGUUUGGGCCUGCCCACGGCGCGCCGCGGCAACGAGCCCUGGAAAUAUACCAAUGUGGCGCCCAUUGCGCGGGAGCCGUUUGGCUACGCACAGACUUCCGGAGGCGUAGAUGGGGAUAUUUCGCUGGCCGAUGUUAAAUCCGUUGCACCGUGGAAUGUUGACUGGCGAACGCUGGUUUUUGUCGAUGGGGCUUUCGCACCGGGCCUGAGCGCUGAUACUGGUUCAGGCGGACCGGCGGGUUCCGCAGCGCCGGCCGGGCUGAUAGUCGCCAAUCUCCCCGAUGCCAUGGCGUCGCCAGGGGCGUUCGGUGAAGCGGUUUUGGGUGGCCUCGCCGUGCCCGAAGACGACGGCUUUGCAGCGCUGAAUACGGCGUUCGCUGGCGAUGGCGUCGGAAUAAAUGUUCCAGCCGGGCAGGAUGCCGGAGUGGUAAACGUCGUUUACCUGACUACCGAGCGCCAACAGUCGAAAGUUACUUACCCGCGUAUGCUGAUAGCCGCGCAACCCAACUCUCGCCUAAAGGUAAUCGAGACCUACAUCGGCCCGGAUGACACCCGCUAUUUUACCAAUGCCGUGGUGGAGAUUUACGUUGGUGAGGGAGCAAAGGUUGAACAUUAUCGCCUGCUGAUGGACGGCUUGAACGCUUAUCACGUUGGUGUCAGCCGGGUGCUGCAGCAGCGCGAUUCCAGUUUCUCGUCGGUGGCGAUAGCGCAGGGCGCCGAGCUCGGUCGGAAUGAUUUCGGCAUCACACUGGCCGGCCCUGGUGUCGAAUGUACGCUGAACGGGCUGUACCUGACGACCGGAAACCAGCACAUGGAUAAUUACAUCAACAUAGACCAUACCGAGCCAUACGGUACGAGUCGCCUGUUUUACAAGGGGAUUCUGCAUGGCCAGUCGCGUGCCGUGUUUGGCGGGAAUGUUACCGUCCGCGAGGGCGCCCAGAAAACGGACGCGCAGCAAACCGACAAGAAUCUGCUGUUGUCGGAGCAGGCAGAAGUGGACAGUAAACCCAGCCUGCUUAUUUACGCCGACGACGUGAAAUGCGGUCACGGCGCAACCGCGGGACACAUUGACAUGGAUACCGUCUUUUACAUGCGGAGUCGUGGGCUGGAUCUGCCGACCGCCAGCCGCCUCCUGAUACAUGCCUUCGCCAGCGAGAUCAUCGACACGGUUGCGCUGGAGCCGUUGCGGGGUUACCUGGACGAAAGACUCCAGAAAGCGAUCCCCGACGCCGACAUUUCGCUACCCAUUGGAGGCCGCUAG